CUCCGAGGUUUUCCUAGGACGAUUACCCUGUUUUAAAGUUCUUCUUUUCCUUUUUGAUCCUUUUAUUAGAUUUUUUGCAUUUUUGAGUAGGCUGGCUCCCCGUCGACGGAGGCCCGCGAAUAGCAAUCUGAACCGAGUGAGAGGCCGGGCUCGAAACCCGCCUCCCGCUAUGGUGGACCCCGUAAUUGGGGGUGAAAACGACGGUGACAACCACGCGGGGAUGGCCAAUCAUCCCCUGUACUUUGUACCUCCUCCUUCCGAAGUUUCCAUUUUCUCCGAAGAUGACACCGACCCUCGUACCUGGCUAGCGGCCUUCAAAGCCCAGGGCUGGUCGGAUCAGUUGCUCCGAGAACGAAUUCUCGGAAGGUUAGCCGGAACCGCUUUUGAGUGGUAUGGACAUAACCCCUUCACUAAUUGGGCAGCCUUCCAGAAGAAAUUUCUCGAUAGAUUUGAUCACAUCGCACCGGGUCAAUGCCUCCGUUUAAUAAAGGAAUACACGCAGCAGCCUCGGGAGACCUUGGCCAGAUAUGCUGAACGUUUUACGUACUUAGCCGAACGCUCCGGGGUGGACGAGAAAAUGGUACAGACUGAUUUCGUCAGAGUACUGCCAGAUUCUCGUCUGCGGAAAAAGAUCCGUAAGAAAUGCAACCCUAUAGAACAUACCCUGACAGAGCUAAUUCAGUACGCAAUUAAGUACGAGAAAGAAAAUUACGAUGUGGGCCUGGACUCAGAAUCCGACGAAGAUGACCCUUCGGGUGUUCGACGCAAUAGCUACUUCGCUACGACACGAAUGUUCGAAAAUCGCUUCGGGUUGGGUCCGACAAAAAAAGGCGUGGAUCGGAAAGCUUCUUCCUCUGCUUCGGCCUCCCGUCGCCCUAGUCAAGCACAAGGAGGCCGGGGUGAGGAAGAAGUGUCCAUGAAGGAGGUCGCGGCACAAUUAGUUACGGUAGUGGCCCCGUUGACGGAGUUUGUUCAGGGCCUGCAGCGGCAACGCCUAGCCGCCGCACAACGGCAACAAGCGGCUAUGGCCGCCGGGGCCCCUAUGAUAAGACCGGCCGUGGCCGGGGCUGUCCAGUCCCUACGCUGUUAUAAUUGCAAUCAGCCAGGUCACCUUGCGAAAGAUUGCCCGAAACCUCGAACUAAGAGUGGGCCCGCUGGGCCUUCCCAAAUCCCGUUGGCUGCUCCAACCGCUGCAGGACAGGGGAGGGUGGCCACGGUGAUGGAUACCGGGGCAACGGAAAUGGUGACCCCUGCGGCCACCGAGAUAGGUCCCGAUGAAUACAUGGCUGCGGCGAUGUUCGAACCCGGGACCAUCGGAGUGAUACUGGCCUUGGAGAAAAACGAGUUCUUAUUGUCGGAGAUCUCCUUCUUGGGGUACAUCGUCACGGUCGAGGGACUAAAACCGGAUCCGAGGAAGGUGGCAGCAGUUCAAGAAGCCCCGGCGCCGGUCACACUCACCCAGGUUCGGGCUUUUCUAGGGCUGGCAUCCUAUUAUCGAUGCUUCAUCAAGGGGUUCACCGGUAUAGCGAAGACCCUCACGAACCUGCUGAAGAAAGAGGAACAGCUAAUCUGGACGUCGGAAUGCGAGGCUGCGUUUCAGGCGUUGAAGGAGGCUCUGACAUCUGCUCCUGUGUUGGCGCGCCCCGACCCGACAAGACCGUUCGCACUGUACACAGACUGGCAGCCUCACGCGAUAUCGGCGGUGCUGACUCAGCACGGGGCGGACGGAAGGGAACACGUCAUUGAGUAUGCGUCCAAGACGCUGAGCCAGGCGCAGGCUAAUUAUGAAGCGUGCAAAGUUGAAUGCCUGGCAGUGGUGUGGGGAAUCCAGCAUUUCCGACCGUAUCUUUACGACCAGAAAUUCGUGCUGGUAACGGAUCAUCAGCCGCUGCUGUCCCUACGCAACAACACGGACUACACGGGGACGCUGGGCAGGUGGGCGGUGCGUCUGCAAGACUAUGACUUCGACAUCCACCACCGUGCCACGCGGCAGCAUGGUAACGCCGAUGGAUUGACGCGCCUCCUGUCGCCCAACAAGUGUCCCGCCAACGAGCGACUCAUUCCGUGGAGGUCAGAAGUCGCGGCGACGAAACCGCACUACGGGGAGCUACACUUGCUGAUGAACCAUCGCCAGCCGGAGCAUGAGCCCCUCGAGCACUUCCAGACGCCGCUUGCUGAUCGCUUGUUGCGGCAUCGGUUCAAUGAGGAAAGACAGUUGUGGUACGGCAUCCAGCAGGUGAACGUGCGAACGCCCGGGGUUGCUGAUUUGGCGGCGUACUUGUUGCUUUGCGAUCGGCUGACGUAUGCGGGGGUGUACGUGGACGUGACGCAGUUGCCUGGCCGGGAGACGACCCGAGUAUUCGUUGAGUUCCGCGUGCUCCAGGUGGCACCCAACUUCGUGCACACCAUCGCCACCUUCAUCGGAGACUUGAUGAUCCUACCGCAGCCGAAUCGGGAGCCGGCGCGCAGCUUUGUGCGCGAAUACGCGGUGGAAGCGGCCAGAUCAGUGGCCAGAUUGCAAGGACGGGGGGGACACCGAUUCACAGCCCACGAAGUGCUGCUGCGUAGGGCAGAGGACGGAUCCAUUGCGUUGGUGCCGCAGCUCACCGCGCUUCUCCCUCCCUCUGCUCCUCUCAACUUCCAAGCUAUUCCCCCUCUCACGGAGGGCCCAUAUCCCAUGCGCGAGUUCUCGGAGUAUUUGGUGGAGCUAACUGACGUGGAGCCGCUGCCCUUCGCUGACGAAGACGCGUGGGAGUUGCACCGUGCGCUAUACAAGUCGGUGGAGCUGGGGAUGUUCCGGUUCUUCGUGGAUCACGAAGACCACUGCAUCGGGGAGCACUUCGUCGUUUACUACGUCAUCACACGGCCCAAGCCAGCGGAGAAGGAAGGGACGGUGGCGCUGUACCCCUUCGCCCAACUCCAAACGAUCGAUCCGGGAUUGUUGGAGCUCAUGCACCUUGAGCUCCUCUCCAUUGCGCAAGUGAUCGCGAGCGAGGAGGAGGAGAUCCAACCACGAUUGCGGACGGCGACGGCCCCGCAGAGGAUGUACAACGCGGUCGUCAUCCCGGAUUACAUUGCGCAGCGGGUGGAGAGGUUGGAGGACUUCCCCGAGGAAAGGCCAUUGCGGCCUCCCUCGUCGUAUUCUCGACCAGCGCCACCAAAGGCCCCUAAGAAGACACCGAAGAGGAAGAGACGCCACCCGUCGCGAGGAGCGCAAGGCAGCAGGAUUGGCGGCGGCGAGGAAGUAAUUGAGCCUGCGCGUGCGGCGAUGCUCGUUAAGGAGAUAGUCGUGCCAUCGCCGCCCUUUCCGCGUGUGCCCGAUCUCAAUCUUCAUGGAGUCGGGCCAUCAGCAGCAGCAACAGCCGGAGGAGGAAGCCGAAUGGGAUUUCCGGAUCCCAUAUCCAGACCCCCCGUCCUCGCGGGACCUCUCCGUUCCCGCCAGCCACCCCAGGGUGCCCCGGUCAUUGACAUUAGUAGUUCCUCCGAGCCGGACGGUCCAUCCGACAGAGGUGGACUUCAUGGUGGAGCCCGCCACCAUUAGGCUCGAGGCCAUCGCGGGGGCGCUGCGCCCUGAUCCGACCUGGGAGCCAUAUCUGACACCCCCUUUUCAAGGGUGUAUUGCGGCGUGAUUGGCUGGGACGCUC
Messenger RNA from Chara braunii, 3644 nucleotides. The record is from the annotation of a GenBank genome assembly. NCBI's taxonomy places the organism in Eukaryota, Viridiplantae, Streptophyta, Charophyceae, Charales, Characeae.